AGAUUGUGAGACAUGUACCUUUUAUUUGUCAUAGGCAUGUUUCUCCUGACAAGCCAGCUCUACAUUCAAUUUCCUUUUGUCGUAAGUAUUUCCAGUGUCAAAUGUCCUUCUACAUACAACUUUGGAUCAGAGGAUUGCAAUAAAAAGGAAAACAUCACCGCCACUUACAAUGUAACCACCGUAGCACCCAAGGGAGACGAAAAAGAACAAAAUAGAACGCAACGAAACAGCAGCACGGAUAACACAGAACAAACAGAGUCUGUCAAUAGUACCGGACUUAUCAUCGGAAUUUGUAUAUCAUCAGUCGUUCUUAUUACAGCUAUCGCUGUCGUUUUGGUCCUGAAAAGGUGGAGUGUAGCGGGAUGCUGCAGUAGUAGGGAUGACAUUCUGGAUUUAACAGAACAAGGUCCAUUGAAUCAGAUCCCCACACAGGACAAAACAGAUGGACUAAUUGAUCACGAUCGUCAGUGAACCUCACUUACACAAAAGGGACCUAGAUUCAUCACACCAAAUUUUAGUAAAACUCAGUAUGCUUAUGUACAUGUAUAUUGCAGUUUUUUUAAAUUUACUAACAGGAACUUGUUUCGGUGUCAUAACAUGUAGAAGAAAAUCGGAUAUAACUAACGCUGUGCUCCGUCACAUGCAUGUGGCUACUUAAGAUGGAUCCAUGUUACUCUGGGACUUUAUUGGUAUCAUACGGGUCGGACACCGUGUUCUUCACUCUAAUUUCAUGUACGUAAAGGAAAUAUCGUAUGUUACUUAACGUUUAAUCAAGUGUCUCUGAUGAUAUAUUUCUGCUUACGAUGGAUCCAUGCUACUCUGGGACUUUCCAUUCAUGUGGUAUCCGUCUUUAAGCAGUGCCAAGUAGUACAUUUAACCUCUACACUAUCGCGUCAUUAUUGAAUGAAUCUGAAGUAUUGCAGUGAAAGGUAUUAAUUUGUGCAUGUAUUAUUAGGUUUGUUACUUGAUUGAGGACACGUAGUGGUUCAUCUAGUAGAUCCUUUGCUUGUCAUGCCAAUUUACAGUAUCCAUGUUUUAAUUAGACAAAUAGCAAUAAUCUAAUCAUUUAGGUGAUAUGUAAUAUUUGUAUUUGUAUAUAUUCGGUGAUUUUUACUAACAUUUAAGAAAUACAAUCUUUUGUAUAAUU
Molecule: messenger RNA, 1147 nt
Organism: Ostrea edulis (European flat oyster)
Lineage: Eukaryota; Metazoa; Mollusca; Bivalvia; Ostreida; Ostreidae
Exons: 2
Coding region: 13-471 (152 amino acids)
Source: RefSeq, a predicted model, not a curated record